AUGGAUAGGGAAAGCCACGAAACGACUGUCGUUCAUUCCUCCAUAGCUCUACUGCAAGAAAGGUUUAGAGAGCUGCAGAAAGUGAAGGCCAUGAGAGAGGAGAGAGAGAUUUCGAGAAUGCUAGCUCUCUCCACUGACUCCGAACCAAAGCAGUUCACGGCGAUGGAUAGAAAUCCCACCAUGCUAAAUCUUUUCCACUUUGAUCAUAUUGUCCAUGGUCGCAGGACGUCAGCAUCCGGAGGUUCUCUGUCCCUGUGGCCGACAUUGCAGAGCAAGCAUGUGGACUGUCCGCAAAGGAAAACUGAGACGCUGCUUUUGAUCAACUUAUGGCCAACUUUUACAGACGACACCUCGUUAAAAAUCUGUUCAAACAAAUUUGAAGACUCGAUUCCUAAUUCUGGCUCUGAUGUAGAUACUUCUCUUCAUCUGUAA
This is a messenger RNA of Pyrus x bretschneideri (Chinese white pear), 432 nucleotides long. RefSeq lists its product as uncharacterized. Bases 1 to 432 code for a protein of 143 amino acids. The record is from RefSeq and is a predicted model, not a curated record. The transcript has a single exon. NCBI's taxonomy places the organism in Eukaryota, Viridiplantae, Streptophyta, Magnoliopsida, Rosales, Rosaceae.